CAGGAAGACCUGUCAAUUCCUCCCAAAUCCACAGCGAGCACAACUUAACGGCACAUACGCACAGGGGCCACGUAGGGCUUUUUUCUUCGAACAAAAAAACCAAACCAAACCAAACAAAACCAAACAAAACAAAACAAAACAACAAGAAGAAGAAGAAGAAGCCAGCAACAUUGCGACACUCGCCGAAACCGACGCGGGCGCCACAUCCACAGCCCUCCAUGCUCGUGCAACCGGGCGGGUGUUAAGAUCCAUGGAAGUGGCCGGUUUCUACGACGAGGGCAGCUUUGCUAUCCACGCGAGAGACGGCAUUCUCAACCCCGGCGGCUCGUACUGGAGGCUCGGCGACUCCAUGACGGAGUUGGGCAUCGAGGAGCGGGAGAGAGCGAUCGACUUCAGCGUCUACUUGGACCCGGCGGCGGCGGCGGCGGCCGUGCACUGCCCGCAACCGGCGGCGCACUCGCACUCGCACUCGCACCCUCAGCAGGGCGACGUCUUCUCCGACUUCCUGGCGGAGAAUAAGCUCAAGAGAGCGGCCAACGUCAAGAACUACACGCUGCUCAACGAGCUGGAGGCGGUUCAGCGAGACGGGCCGCGGGACCCCCGGGGGCCGCCGUCGUACGGCUACACCGACCUCCAGGAGACGCGCGUGGACAGCGUGCUCGCCUCGGAGCUGGCCCGCUACCGAGCCGCCAGAGACGACGGCAACCAGGAGGACGUGAAGAUGGAGAACGGCUCGCCCGCCGCCUUCGACAUGCGCCCCUACCUGCAGUACCAGUCCACCGGGGGCAGCGUGGGCAACAUCUCCACGGCGUCGUCCACUUGCUCCAGCCCGCCCGGCACCCCCGCGCCGGCGGGUCAGAGCAGGUCCCCGAGGUCCCCGUCGCACGGGCCCAAGCUCUCCGGCGGCAAGGCGAAGAAGCGCCUGGACAAGGACAGCGAGGAGUACCGGCAGCGGCGCGAGAGGAACAACCUGGCCGUGCGCAAGAGCCGCGACAAAGCCAAAAUGCGCAACAUGGAGACGCAGCACAAAGUGUUGGAACUGGCGGCGGAGAACGAUCGUUUACAGAAGAGAGUGGAGCAGCUGUCCAGGGAGCUGGCCACCCUGCGCAACCUGCUCUCGGCCACCGGCCAGUGUUAGACGCCCGGGCCCGGGCCCGGACCCGGACCCGGACCCGGACCCGGACCAGCACCAGCCUUUUUGCUCCCUCCGCGGACUCCAAACGUUGUUCGGAGGGAUGCAUGGUGGUACGGCAACCAGUUUACAAGGACACUUUGCAAUGAGACUGAAGAAGUGGCUUGCACGGAUUGCGCAAUCACGCAGCAGUCUUCUCUUCUUUUCUUUUUUGGUUUUUUUUUUCUUUUUUUUUGGGGGGGGGGACGCCUUAGCUCUCUUCUUGUCGUCUAAUCGUGUGUAUGCAGUAUUUGUGCGUGAAUUUCGACGUAAACGUGUCGAAGUGGAACAGCGGCUGCUUGUCAAACGAAGAGUUUGUGCUGCAGUGAAAUGAUGCAACUCUUUGUAAUAGUAUGGGCAAUGGAUGAAAUAAGUGGAAUUAUUUAAUAUCGACGAGGUGACAUGCAUUAAUUGUACUUGAUAUUUUAUGGAAUUAAAACCAUUUCUACUUUGGUCGAAACUA
This is a messenger RNA of Phyllopteryx taeniolatus (common seadragon), 1634 nucleotides long. It is a transcript of the gene cebpb, whose product is annotated as CCAAT enhancer binding protein beta. The record is from RefSeq and is a predicted model, not a curated record. The coding region runs from base 251 to 1138 and encodes 295 amino acids. The transcript has a single exon. NCBI's taxonomy places the organism in Eukaryota, Metazoa, Chordata, Actinopteri, Syngnathiformes, Syngnathidae. Gene Ontology annotation, biological process: regulation of transcription by RNA polymerase II; DNA-templated transcription. Gene Ontology annotation, molecular function: RNA polymerase II cis-regulatory region sequence-specific DNA binding; DNA-binding transcription factor activity, RNA polymerase II-specific.